Messenger RNA from Naegleria gruberi, 1632 nucleotides. RefSeq lists its product as uncharacterized. Bases 1 to 1632 code for a protein of 543 amino acids. Lineage: Eukaryota; Heterolobosea; Eutetramitea; Acrasida; Naegleriidae. The transcript has 3 exons. Gene Ontology annotation, cellular component: cytoplasm. Gene Ontology annotation, biological process: proteolysis. Gene Ontology annotation, molecular function: calcium-dependent cysteine-type endopeptidase activity. The record is from RefSeq and is a predicted model, not a curated record.
AUGCCUUACAUUGACGACGUUUUUCCAGCAGAUAAAUCUUCUCUCUGCUAUGAUCCUGAUGGAACUGUUCCUGAAUUUGUUGCUUCCGUAACAUCAUGGAAAAGACCGAGCCAAUGGACAAGAACUCCUUCCUUGUUUGUUGACUCAACUAAUCCUGGUGAUGUUGAACAAGGGCAAUUAGGUGAUUGUUGGUGGUUGUCAGCCUUAACUGUAGUUUCUGUAAUUCCUGAUGUUCUUCAAAGACUUUUUGUUGAAGCUAACGAAGCUGAAGGAAGAUAUACUGUCAGAUUUUACUAUCAACAUGAAUGGAAGACAGUUACUAUUGAUGACAGAAUUCCGUGUGGUAAGGAUGGACUUCCUGCAUUCGGUCACAAUACAUUAAAGAAUGAAAUCUGGGUUUGCAUUCUUGAAAAGGCUCUUGCCAAAUUGUUGGGAUCUUAUGAAGCUCUUGAUGGUGGUUAUCUUGAAGAAGGUGUUGUAAUGCUCACUGGAGGAAGACCUGAAAGACUCUAUGUCAAUAACUGGUCACAAAAUCCAGGUAAGCAACCAUGGAGAAAGGAUCGUUUGUGGGAUAAGCUUGUUCAAUACAGUACUGAGAAUGUCUUGAUGGGAACUGGUAUCUCUUCUUCAAGAGGACAAACAACAGAUGAAUCUAAGGGUUUGGUUGCUGGCCACGCCUAUGCCAUCCUUGAUGUUAGAGAAACUAGUGACAAGAAAUUCAAAUUGAUAAAAUUGAGAAAUCCGUGGGGUCAAUUUGAAUGGAAGGGUCCUUGGAGUGAUGCUUCUCGUAAUUGGACUUUCCAAUAUAGAAAGGAAAUGGGUGCCGAUACAAAGGAUGACGGUAUUUUCUGGAUGGAAUUCAAAGACUUUUGCACCUAUUAUGACAAGAUUACUUGUUGCAGAUUGCUAAAUGACUCAAUUUUCUCUUUCCCAAUGGAAUCAAAGUUGAAAGCAAAUUUGAAGAAUAAUCUUACCUUCCCUUAUGCAAAUUGGAAUAGAAAGAGAGUUGAAGGUGCUUGGGAUAACGAAUGCGCUGGAGGAAUGAUGAAUAAUAUGGCUUUUGCAAAGAAUCCUCAUUUCCGUUUAACAGUGCAAAAGAGUGGAAGAUUCUUCUUGAUUAUUUAUCGUCCAUACUUGUCACAAGAUGCUGAUGCUCAAUACUAUAGAUCAGGUAUUGGAUUUGCUGUAUAUAAGGGAACUGAUAGUAAUUACAAGAUUCUUCCAACUGAUAACUCUCCAAAUGCUUUACUCCAAUAUCCUGUCUAUGCUAGAUACAAUUCUAUUGAGCUUGAUUUGGACCAAGGAGAAUAUGUUAUUACUCCAUGUACAAUGUAUUCAAAUAGAAAAGGAGAAUUUAGAUUUGAAGUGUUUAGCCCUAAUACAUUUGAUAUUCAGCCAUUGGAAGAUAACCUCAGAGUUGGACUGUGUUCUUCCAGAGGAUCAAGACCAACUGAUGACGCCCCUAAGAUGAAUUCCUCAAUAACUAUUGGAAAGAAUAUGAUAUCAACCUCACAACAACCACUCGCUAGAUCUGGAAAAAAUUUAAACACAACACCACAACCAACAAAACAACCAGGUUCAAACAUGAUGACAACCUAUCAAUUUGAAUUCGCUCAACGAAAUAAAUUCUAA